Molecule: messenger RNA, 1287 nt
Organism: Drepanopeziza brunnea f. sp. 'multigermtubi' MB_m1
Lineage: Eukaryota; Fungi; Ascomycota; Leotiomycetes; Helotiales; Drepanopezizaceae
Source: RefSeq, a predicted model, not a curated record
AUGAGAGUGCUGAGAGCUAUAUACGUGGGAGUAGCCAAGAGGCUAGUAGUCCAUACAGAGGUUUCACCUACGCACGACGGCGAGAGUCAAGGCCGGACCGAGAGUCCAGCCAGAUCUUCUCAACAUAAGCGAAUACAGCUAGCAUUCGAAUGGCUCCUCGAAAACCCUUCCGAAACACCUCUUACUGCGAGUCGCAUUCAUAUGAUAGAGAAGCCUGAUACUUUAAAGCGAAGAUGGAAUAGGUAUCAAGCUAAACAAGCUCGAUUGAAAGAGGGGAAAGCGCUACAAGUAGAGAGGCUUAUGGUUCUAUCAGCAGCACAGCACAAAGCUGUUUUGAUCUACGCCGCAAAUCAAGCAACUAAAGGAGGGAAAGGAGCUACUAAGCGUAUGCUUUAUCGAUGCAUUUGCUACCUUAAAAUACAAGAAAAUAAGCCAAAACCUUCUUGGCGUUGGUUUCAAUCUUGGUUGAGAAAUACAGCAGAACUCUAUGCUAUACGGACCAAACCAAUCGCAUCUUAUCGCGUCGAUAUGCAUAUCGAGAAAUCUCUUUCCAACUGGUUCUAUACCGAGCUUGUUCCUGCUAUCCAGUUCUGCGGAAUUGGGCCUAAAGAUAAGCAUAGAAUCGCAAAUAUAGAUAAGAAAGGCGCGCGGAUUUGUAUGCCGGCCGGAGAAGAAGUUAUCGUACCUAUCGGAAUCAAAGAAAUAUAUACAAGAAUCUAUGAAAAUCGACUAUCCGUAACUGUGAUCGAAGCUAUUCUUGCCGAUAGAAAAGCUAUUCCUCUAAUGAUUAUUUUUUCCGAAAAGAUGACUAGACAUGAAGUUGUUACUGUUUCCGAAUCCGGUUAUACGAACGAUAGGAUUACUAUAGAGUGGCUUAAGCACUUUAUUAAGCAUACCGAUCAAGGACCCGAUAAACCGUGGAUGAUAUUAUUACUUGAUAGUCAGCUUUGCUACGAAGCUUUAAAUUUCAUUCUACUAGCCAAACAAAAUCGCUUCGAAGCUGAAUAUAUUAUCUCAUCGUUUAUGCGAGACUUUCUUCAAAUUCGCGAGCAAACCUUUACAACUCGGAAUAUCAAACACGCUUUUCGAGAUGUAAGAAUGUGGCCGAUCAGCUUUUCUCAAAUUCAACGCAAAUUGAAAGAGUAUAGUAAAAAGAGUAAGAAAGAGGCGGGAUUGCAUAUACUCGAGUACGGAGAAACGUCUGAUCUUGAAGAAGAUGAAUAUUCUUUUUCAAUCGAUAAGCAACCUGACGAAUUACCUCUUCUUGCGCUACCUCGACCUCCUUAA